Messenger RNA from Durio zibethinus, 2231 nucleotides. NCBI's taxonomy places the organism in Eukaryota, Viridiplantae, Streptophyta, Magnoliopsida, Malvales, Malvaceae. The record is from RefSeq and is a predicted model, not a curated record.
CGAAAAAGAAAAAAAAAAAAAAAUCUUUUAUAAGCUGUGUUAGUCUCCCCCGCGUAAUUCCCUUAAUCUUCCGAAUCUUCUUUUCCGCCUCCUUUCUCUCUCUGGAAUCCCCCCUCCCCCCCAUUCCCACCUCUCUCUCUUUCAAUUUCCCCUGCUUUUAUUACAAACAAUAGCAAAAGCUAUUACUCAAUUCUCUCAUUCCACAAUAAAUGUCAGUAUCUUGCGGUGUUGAGUGCGUAGUUUUACUCGGCUGUUCACACUGGGCAUGGAAACGUUGUACCUACGUUGGUUCAGACGACAGUAAAACCUGGCCAUUAGCUACACCUGACGAGUUCGAACCCGUCCCAAGAGUCUGCCGUUUAAUCCUAGCUAUCUACGAAACUGAUCUCAGAAACCCCCAGUUCCAUCUCGAUGGCGGAUAUCGACUCAACCCAGACUGGAUCUUGAAACGCGUCGACUAUGAACAGACCCUCGGUCAAGCUCCUCCUUACCUUAUCUACGCCGACCAUGACAGGAAAGAAAUCGUGUUAGCAAUCAGGGGGCUCAACCUGGCUAAAGAAAGUGAUUACAAAUUGCUUUUGAAUAAUCGGUUAGGAAUGCAAAUGUUUGAUGGGGGAUAUGUUCAUUACGGGCUGUUGAAAUCGGCGGUUUGGUUGUUGAAUGAGGAGAGUGAGACGUUGAAGAGGGUUUGGGAAGAGACUGGGAGGGAAUAUCAGAUGAUUUUUGCUGGACAUUCGUUGGGGUCGGGCGUGGCGGCGUUGCUGACGGUUGUGGUAGUUAAUCAUAGGGAUAGGUUGGGUGGGAUUCCCCGGCGUAAAAUUAGUUGCUACGCUGUGGCGCCGGCGAGGUGUAUGUCACUUAACUUGGCAGUUAAGUAUGCUGAUGUGAUUCACUCUAUUGUAUUGCAGGAUGAUUUCUUGCCUAGGACACCCACCCCGUUGGAGGAUAUUUUCAAGUCAAUAUUCUGCUUGCCCUGCUUGUUAUUUCUUGUUUGCUUGAGGGAUACCUUCAUACCAGAAGGCAGAAAACUUGCAGAUCCAAGAAGACUUUAUGCACCUGGACGAAUGUAUCAUAUUGUAGAGAGAAAAUUUUGCAGAUGCGGGAGGUUUCCCCCGGAAGUCAGAACAGCUAUUCCUGUGGAUGGGAGGUUUGAACAUAUUGUCUUAUCUUGUAAUGCGACAUCUGAUCAUGGAAUACUUUGGAUAGAAAGGGAAGCAGAGAAGGCUUUGAAGAUUACGAGGGAGAACAAAUCAGAGACAAUGUCUGUUCCCCCCAAAAUACAGAAAAUUGAGAGGUUGCAGACCAUUGAGAAAGAACACAAAGAUGCAUUGGAAAGAGCCGUCAGUUUGAAUAUACCUCAUGCUGUAUCCAUGGUGGAUGAAUCGACAGAGAACAAGGAAACGGAAACAGAACCUGCCCAAGCUGACAAAGGAGACAGCCCGAAGGCUAAAACUGAGCCAAGUUCUAGGACUAACUGGGAUGAGGUGGUUGAAAAACUUUUCAAAAGGAAUGAGUCAGGCAACCUGAUUCUAAAGAAGGAAUUGAAUACCCCCCAAAUCCAAUAGUCAAAUCUUUUCUCUUUCCCCCCUAAAUUCAUUUUUCUCAUUUUCUUCUGCCAUUACCUGUGAAUGUACAAUUUGAGGUUAAUCUUUUAAGUCCUUUUUUUUUCUCCCAUUACCAUUCUUUCUUGUUCGGUAUAGUUUGUACAUUAUCUCAUGCAAAAUGAUUUUUAACAGUUACAUGUAGAACACUAGCUUGUAUAAUAAGAUUACACAUCAAGUUUUUUGAUUAAUCUUGCUUAGUAUAACUUUAUGUUUAUCAUAUAAUGUAUGGUAAAAGCAAUCCAUAACUUCAUAUUCUACUAUACAAAGGAGAAGGUACUCAAGGUUUAAGUUUUGUUCUUUUAGGUACAAGAGAGAGCAGUAACCUUAUCAGUUGAGCUAAGAUCCAGUCUCUUGAGCUUGACGUUGAUCAAAUUUCAACUUGAGUAACUCACCUGAUAUAAUGACGCUCAUGCUUGCAGAAUAUGGUAAAUGGCAUUUCAUCCUUACCAUUUGAAAGUUUCCUCUCAUUGUUUAUGGAAAAUCCUUUGAUUUGAGAUUCAAACAUUUCAUGCAGCACUUUUUUUUUUUUUUAAACAAAAAGGAGGUCGCAUACCUGAGAUAGAAGAAGUUGUAUUACGGGUGUAAAUGAUACAUUUUUAUUUAUAAGUUAUAUGGGCUUGAAUUAAA